AUGGUCGAAAGGUUAAAAAAAAGAUUCGACAACGAUUAUGCUACCAGUUGUAGCGUACACCUUGAACGUCAUGAAUACGAGCGAUCUCAGCGUAGCUUGCUCAGCAGCGAUGUUCAAGAUGGACGGCACCGAGUCUACCUCGCACUUGGAAGCAAUCUAGGCAAUCGCGUCGAGAUGAUCGAGUCGGCCGUCCGACAGAUGAGUGAUCGAGGGAUCACUGUACUUCGAACGAGUGCUCUAUAUGAAACCAAACCAAUGUAUUUAGAGAACCAGCAAUCAUUCAUCAACGGUGCUUGCGAGAUUGAAACAUCGCUAAGCCCAUUGGGGUUACUAGACCAACUAAAGCUGAUCGAACAUGAUCUUGGAAGAGUGAAAACUGUAGAGAAUGGACCUCGGACCAUCGACUUGGAUAUUUUGCUGUACGACGAAGAGCGGGUGGAGAACUUACGUCUCUCUAUACCCCAUAAGAGAAUGCUUGAACGUGAAUUUGUUCUUCGGCCUCUAUGCGAUCUCAUACCCAAUUCCAUUCCACCUACGCCUGAUUCGAUCGCUACAUAUCAAGAUAUCCUCGAACAACUGCCCGAAUCUACAGAUCCGCUAUCAGCUAUGACCCCACUGUCAGAUUAUCUCCCUCCGAUACGAAAUCAAUCCCCGACACGGCCCACCCAUCUUAUGGCCAUAUUGAAUCUGACCCCUGACUCCUUCUCUGAUGGCGGUCUCCACUCAACCGCAGAUCCUAUACCACUCUUGGAUACUCUGCGUUCCUACACAAACCAACGGCAUCCUGUCACCAUCCUCGAUGUUGGUGGUCAGUCGACUCGCCCCCAUGCCCCUCAAAUAUCCCCGGACGAAGAACUCUCCCGGAUCCUGCCCACCAUCGAAGCAAUUCGCUCCGACCCUUCCUUCCAAACGAUGGCAAUCUCCAUAGACACCUACCGCGCGUCCGUGGCGGCUGAAGCAAUCAAGGCAGGUGCGGAUAUCAUCAAUGACGUCUCAUCUGGCCAGCUAGACCCAGAAAUGCUGCCUACAAUAGCAAAGCUUGGCUGCACAUGCAUCUUAAUGCACAUGCGCGGCACCCCUGAGACAAUGAACACCUUGAUUUCUUACCCGGACGGCGUGAUUAACGGAGUCGGUAACGAACUUCUGGAGCGUGUCCGCGACGCCGAGAAAGCGGGUAUCCGCCGAUGGCGCAUAAUGCUUGAUCCUGGAAUAGGCUUCGCGAAGACGCAAGCCCAGAGUUUGGAGCUGCUCCGCAGAUUUUCAGAACUGAGAGACUUUGAAGGCCUCAGGGGCUUCCCUUGGGUUGUUGGUGCCAGCAGGAAAGGGUUUAUUGGGAAGAUCACUGGGGUGCAGGAUGCAAAGGAGAGAAAAUGGGGCACCGCAACGACUGUCGCCGCGGCGAUACAAGGAGGAGCUGACAUCGUGCGGGUACACGAUGUGAGUGAGAUGGGGCAGGUGGUGGCGAUGGCGGAUGCCAUUUGGAGGGUCUGA
This is a messenger RNA of Letharia lupina, 1491 nucleotides long. RefSeq lists its product as uncharacterized. Lineage: Eukaryota; Fungi; Ascomycota; Lecanoromycetes; Lecanorales; Parmeliaceae. The coding region runs from base 1 to 1491 and encodes 496 amino acids. Gene Ontology annotation, cellular component: mitochondrial envelope. The record is from RefSeq and is a predicted model, not a curated record. The transcript is spliced from 3 exons. Gene Ontology annotation, molecular function: 2-amino-4-hydroxy-6-hydroxymethyldihydropteridine diphosphokinase activity; dihydropteroate synthase activity. Gene Ontology annotation, biological process: tetrahydrofolate biosynthetic process.